Ostrea edulis (European flat oyster) is the source of this 18907-nucleotide messenger RNA. RefSeq names its product E3 ubiquitin-protein ligase rnf213-alpha-like. The transcript is spliced from 90 exons. Gene Ontology annotation, molecular function: ubiquitin-protein transferase activity; ATP hydrolysis activity. NCBI's taxonomy places the organism in Eukaryota, Metazoa, Mollusca, Bivalvia, Ostreida, Ostreidae. The record is from RefSeq and is a predicted model, not a curated record. The coding region runs from base 217 to 17376 and encodes 5719 amino acids.
GAAUCUCUAGGCCUAUUUUCGUUUUAAACACUGGUUUCAGAAAAUGAAUUUAACGGUUAAAAAGAGUUGAAAUCUAAAGAUCGAGGGACGGCAAGACAGUAAGCCAACAUUUCUUUAGAUUGCAUGAUAUAUAGUUCAAUUCAACAUCAAGAAUAGAAUAUAGAUCUAAUGUGCAUUUCACGCCGGAUCGACAUGAUGAAAACGAAAGCAGAGUAAAUGGCAAAGAUAGUUAAAUGUCCCACAGAAAGAGAAAAUGGAGGUCGAUGUGAUUUUGUACUCCAGCCUGUGUUCGUCGUGUGUCCAAUCUGUUCGCAGCAUGUUGAUCCAGAGUGGUUUAAAGAAAGUCCUUCCCCGGACACUAACGGCUCAGUUCCCCUAGAUCCAAACAGUACAUCACGGGAUGAAAAUGGAAAUAGUCGAAUAAUUGAUGGUGGUACACCAGAUGGAAAUAGUCAAACAAAUAAUGGUGGUACACCAGAUGGAAAUAGUCAAACAGAUAAUGGUGGUACACCAGAUGGAAAUAGUCAGACAAAUAAUGGUGGUACAACGGAUGGAAAUAGUCAAACAAAUAAUGGUGGUACACCGGAUGGAAAUAGUCCAACAAAUAAUGGUGGUACACCGGAUGGAAAUAGUCAAACAAAUAAUGGUGGUACACCGGAUGGAAAUAGUCAAACAAAUAAUGGUGGUACACCGGACGGAAAUAGUCAAACAAAUAAUGGUGGUACACCGGACGGAAAUAGUCAAACAAAUAAUGGUGGUACACCGGACGGAAAUAGUCGAAUAAUUGAUGGUGGUACACCAGAUGGAAAUAGUCAAACAAAUAAUGGUGGUACAACGGAUGGAAACAGUCAAACAAAUAAUGGUGGUACACCGGAUGGAAAUAGUCAAACAAAUAAUGGUGGUACACCGGACGGAAAUAGUCGAAUAAUUGAUGGUGGUACACCAGAUGGAAAUAGUCAAACAAAUAAUGGUGGUACACCGGAUGGAAAUAGUCAAACAAAUAAUGGUGGUACACCAGAUGGAAAUAGUCAAACAAAUAAUGGUGGUACACCGGAUGGAAAUAGUCAAACAGAUAAUGGUGGUACACCAGAUGGAAAUAGUCAAACAGAUAAUGGUGGUACACCAGAUGGAAAUAGUCCAACAAAUAAUGGUGGUACACCGGAUGGAAAUAGUCCAACAAAUAAUGGUGGUACACCGGAUGGAAAUAGUCAAACAGAUAAUGGUGGUACACCGGAUGGAAAUAGUCAAACAAAUAAUGGUGGUACACCAGAUGGAAAUAGUCAAACAAAUAAUGGUGGUACACGAGAUGGAAAUAGUCAAACAGAUAAUGGUGGUACACCGAAUGGAAAUAGUCAAACAAAUAAUGGUGGUACACCGGAUGGAAAUAGUCAAACAAAUAAUGGUGGUACACCAGAUGGAAAUAUUCAAACAAAUAAUGGUGGUACACCAGAUGGAAAUAGUCAAACAAAUAAUGGUGGUACACCAGAUGGAAAUAGUCAAACAAAUAAUGGUGGUACACCGGACGGAAAUAUUCAAACAAAUAAUGGUGGUACACCAGAUGGAAAUAGUCAGACAAAUAAUGGUGGUACAACGGAUGGAAACAGUCAAACAAAUAAUGGUGGUACACCGGAUGGAAAUAGUCCAACAAAUAAUGGUGGUACACCGGAUGGAAAUAGUCAAACAAAUAAUGGUGGUACACCAGACGGAAAUAGUCAAACAAAUAAUGGUGGUACACCGGACGGAAAUAGUCGAAUAAUUGAUGGUGGUACACCAGAUGGAAAUAGUCAAACAGAUAAUGGUGGUACACCAGAUGGAAAUAGUCCAACAAAUAAUGGUGGUACACCGGAUGGAAAUAGUCCAACAAAUAAUGGUGGUACACCGGAUGGAAAUAGUCAAACAGAUAAUGGUGGUACACCGGAUGGAAAUAGUCAAACAAAUAAUGGUGGUACACCAGAUGGAAAUAGUCAAACAGAUAAUGGUGGUACACGAGAUGGAAAUAGUCAAACGGAUAAUGGUGGUACACCGAAUGGAAAUAGUCAAACAAAUAAUGGUGGUACACCAGAUGGAAAUAGUCAAACAAAUAAUGGUGGUACACCGGAUGGAAAUAGUCAAACAAAUAAUGGUGGUACACCAGAUGGAAAUAGUCAAACAAAUAAUGGUGGUACACCAGAUGGAAAUAGUCAAACAGAUAAUGGUGGUACACCGAAUGGAAAUAGUCAAACAAAUAAUGGUGGUACACCAGAUGGAAAUAGUCAAACAAAUAAUGGUGGUACACCAGAUGGAAAUAGUCAAACAAAUAAUGGUGGUACACCGGAUGGAAAUAGUCAAACAAAUAAUGGUGGUACACCAGAUGGAAAUAGUCAAACAAAUAAUGGUGGUACAUCGGACAAUGGAAACCCUGUGACUCAGAGUGUGAUCGGUGAGACUUCUGUUGACAAUGCUAGACCGUCUGCUGAAAGUAAUGGAAAGAGGAACAGAGAUAAAGGUGGAGCUACAAACAGAACUCAAACAAAUGGUUCGUCUAAACCAAAACAGCAGACAACAAAAGUUGGAUUUCAUGCCUUCCUUGCACCAACGGUGGAUUUUAAUCCAAAGAAAUGUAACCUAUACGUUGUAUUUGGUCCUGAACGUGAUGAUUGGGAAUGCAAACCUGAAGGAGUUAUGAAACUUUGUGGCAAUAAAAAUGACAAAAGAAAAAAGGAUCAACAUGGAACACGGGUGUUUGCGGAGGUUGAACUAGAAAAAGACCUUUUAAAGGACCAUGGCCUUUCAUAUAGAUACUGUUUCCAAAAGAAAAGGAGUGGAAAACAAUCCACGGAGAGUGAAUUCUUGUUCCAGCAGUUUUAUCCAUAUCAUAACCGUGAAAGGAAACUAAGAAUUCCAUCAAACGUUGAUUCCUACCAGCAAUAUGAUGGUUACAUCUACGCUAAGAAAGAUGGCUAUUUUAUGAAUUUCUUCAAAGACAAAUUAGGAUUAGCAAAUUCAGGCAUGAUUGAAACAAUGACAAAUGAUGGUCAGUUUGCUUUAAAACAAUAUUUACCAGACAUUAAACAUGCCAUAGAAAUGCCAAUGCAAGAUCCUUCUGCCUUUUUGACUACUAUGAAUGAGUACUGUCAAGUUUUGCGAGGAGGAGUCCAAGAUCAUUUCAUGAAACGCAGAGCAUUUCGUGAUCCACAAAUCUGGAAAGAGAUCUUAGUUAAUGAUCAUUUAAAGGAUGCAAUUGUGUUGCUGGGAGUUCAUUCAAAUGGAAUGGAUGAAAAUGAGAGACUUUUGAAGGCUCUGCUGAUAGCUGCAUUUCUCGGUGAAUUGGAGAUUUCCGCCUGUCUGCUAAAUAACAGUGUUGUCGAUAUUGUCCUCAAGGCUUUGCUACUUUCACCUGAUACGGAAAGAAAGACAUGUGAACAGCUUAAUUUCUUGGAGAAAGUAAUCCAGCCUGCAGAGAAAUUAAGGCAAGUAAGACAUCAUCUAGUGUGGUUUCUAAAGACAACAACACGCAGCACUGAAGAAAAUACACAGAGAAACCCCUCCUGGAUUAUGUGUUUACCUAUCAUUCACUUUCUGGGCGGUUCCUUACAACCGUAUGGAGAAUUGGACUAUGGGAAUUUUCAUGAAAAGGAUCGGAAAUGGUGGUUAAUCCCCGAGUUUGAAAGUGAGAAGGAAGAAUUGAAACUAAGGGAGUGGUCAAGGUCCUUGCCAGAAAUGAUAAAUUUGUUGAAGCCCCUAUUUAAGCUUGACACAAAAAUGCUGAGGGGAUUUAUGGCAUGCUUAUACUGGAAAGACCUGGAGAUGGCGAUGAGAGAGGAAAACAUCUUGCUGGAAGUAAAACUGGCAACAUUGCAGCAUUAUUUUGAGAUUGCUUCAUAUUAUAAUCAGAUGGAAACUCUUGGGAGAUGUGUGAAGAUUUUAUGCCCACUGUUUGAAGAUCUACUUGAAGCGUUGCCAUCUGAUAUAACAAAAAGGAAUUGGAAUGAGGUUGAUGAAAGAUUUAAAGUUCAGCAAGAGAAAUGCAUAGCUAUUCUGACCAUUGGAAUUCACAAAAGUCACCUAGUGCUAGACAGAAGAAUUUUGGUUUCUCUAUUCCAUUGUGUUAUGUUUUCCUUGGAAGUCUUGGGCAAAAUGAGCACUGACUCAGAUGAACUGAAAAGUUUACAGAACAAGGCAAUCUAUGCCAUUGACUAUGUUCUCCAAAAAAUUUGGAAGGACUUGAACAUUUAUGACUUUGCUCUUUCCAUCCCAAGGAUUGUUAUGAAAAGCAAAUUGACAUCAGAGUGGGAAAGAAAAUGCCUGUUUCAUGCAAGACAGACAUUUGAGAUGAUUGAUACAAGAAGGAAACUGGAGUUCUACAGCAAUUCUAUGAAGAAAUUCCAAGCGGAUUCUCUCAAAAGGUUACUCCAUGAAGUCGUUAUGGAAUCUGUCAAUGAUAUUCUGCAAGACACGCGAGCCACUAGUUCACUUUUCAGCAGUGCGUUUUCCUUGUCUUCUGACAUCUAUGCAGCACAACUUCUCUCGAAAAUAUUUUCACAAAUGUGGAACACAGAUUUGGAUGCAUCUGACAGUUCAGUUAUACAUCAAGCACUCAGCUCCCCUCUUUAUCCGCAAUGUGUUGAUGCUUAUCUGUGUGGAACACCAGUUUUUCAAAAUAUGGAUCAGGUCGCAAAGGAGAAGCUAGCCCAUUCCAUAUCAAUCAUGACCUCAUUGUUUCAGAAGCUUAGGAACAGUGAAAUACAAAUUGUGCAGUUGGAGCUAAUAUGUUCCAAAAAGGAAACAUUCAUUGCUGUUGCAAAUGUGUUUGAAAAGCAUCAAAGCUCUAGCGUUCCACUUACAAUUGAUGCAUUGGAUAAUCAACUCCAGUGUCGAGAAAAAGAUUUAAAAUGUUUGGAGGAGAUCAUUAGCACUGUCAAGAAAUUGCAGUUUUUGUUUAAAGAAAUAAGUGACACCAAUAUUCGAAUUGAUGAAAUAGAGGAAGGUAUUUUGCAAAAUUGGAAAAUGAUGGAAAUCAAACAGGCGUGCCAGAUACCACAACAAAGCAUUGGUUGGAGCCAGUACCAACCCGAAGUCAUUUUGUUCAGAGACUUACUUGCUUCUCUAGGAGCCUUUGUAAAAAACAUUUAUUUUUACUAUGACAGCAAAUCCUUUCACAAUAUUUUGAGACUUGUGGCUCGAACAUAUAGACGCACCCAAGACUUUGGAUUUGAUGAUGUUGUGGACAAAAUCUUGCUGCACACUCAAAGUAUAUGGGAUGAUCUAUGUGUAAAAAUUGAAAAAGGCUCAAUUUCAGUCAAUGAAAUUGAAAAGUAUCAUUUUGACGAGUUCUCUGAUGAACAACUGCACGCUGAGUUUGUGGCCAUGAACAGAGGACAAAAGCCCUCUUGGAUCAGAGAGAGAAUACUUCAGUUACACAGGUUUAGACAAUUUUCAAAAACAGUGGCAGUGGCCAAACUAAUGGUGGAUGUACGAGAUGAAUAUGAUAUCAAGGGACCUUUUCAAAACCUGGAACUGAUAGCCAAUUCUGAAACUGAUAAGGAAAUUUCACUCAAAGACCUGGAAUUAAGUAUUCAAGAUUUCAAUGAAAGGUUGGAGAAAAUCAACGACAAACAAAAAGAAAGCAUUUCUUCUUUACUGAGGUGCAAAGAUUUGGUGGACUGGCUCCGAAGUGCAUUACCAGGUGGGGUGAAAGAUUUGAAGAUAUACGCAGAUCUGGCGUUGUUGUCGGUUGAAGGCGACGAACAAGUGGGGCGAGUGACAUCAUUGCACUCUGCUACAAUCGGUUAUUCCCCGAUGAUUUUUCGGAUCGAAGACAUAAAUGGAGAAAUUGAAAUGAUAGAGAGAUGGAGAGAAGUCUGGCAAAGCCUGGAAAAAGACGAUGCUCUGCCACAAAAAUUGGAGAUAUCAAACCGGUUACUGCACUGGUUUAUGGAAAUCAAAGAGUCCCAUGGAUCCGUAGAAGUUACAUCUCUGAAGCAAGUUGAUGCAAUCAAAGAUCGUGGCAUUUUCAAAGUUGGUCAUUCUCUAGGAACAGCUGGGAAAAACAAACAUCAACUGGAACUUGAUGAUGUUAUAUGGUUACAUGUUCCUGGUGUCAAAAUUGUGGAGGAGGCCAUUGAGGAAUCGGUCAAUUCAGACACUGACCACAGCGAUGAUGAGGUUGAAAUCGAACAACGGGACAGAUCACUGAGGCACAUCAAGAGAGAGAGACAGGGAGGGGAAGGCCGGGACUACACGCUCGGUGAAAUGACGGACCUGCAGAGUAGGCUUAUGCUUGUGACAGGCAAAGCGGACGCUGGCCGAGAGAGCAUUGAGCGAUUUACUUCCAUAUUUGAUAAUGUGACAAGACUGGGAAAGGUUUUUAUUCAGCUUCAUGCAUCCGGAUGCAUUCUCUUCAAGCGGUGGACUUUUGAGUUCCACUGCAACCAGACUGCAGGCAGCAGUGUUCUUAUCAAAACACAUGAGCAGUCAGUAGUAAAGGGGACAAAUUACCCACAAGUCAGCGGUGUUGCCAAGGAUACUGAAAGUAAUGUAAAUGAAUACAUUCGAAGUAUCGCCGAUUUCAUGGAGUGUUGCUACGAAGAAUGGAUCAAAUAUAUCAGAGACAAACGGAAUGCUUUCUACCCUCUGAACUUUUACACAGUAGACCAAAUGGUUCUCCUGCAGGAGGAACUUGCACUCUAUAGAAAUGGACAAGCUGCACCAAAAUACCUCUGCCCGUUGCUAUCGCUGGUGAAAUCGCAGUGUUCGUUACAUCCAGAUGUUGAAGAUGCUGUUAACAAAGUGCAAGAAAAACUAUUGACUCGUGAACAAACCUCUCAUAUGGAAGAAAUGUCCGAUAAAACCAGUCACGCAGAGGCAAUUCAACGAUUUCUGCAGGUUUGCGAGGAGGCAAGCAUUUCUCGAAAACAUGCUCUAUAUGCCAUCAAAUCACAGGAGUUUGAUAUAGAAGAUGCAGACGCCGGGUUAUUAUGGUGUUUGACAAACGAUGAAAAUGAAGAUGAGGAGGAGGAAACUUUGCAGGAGACUGUGACGGAGAGAGAUGAAAGCAUGCAGAACAGUACAAUGGGGGAUAGACUUCGGGAAUUUCUGGAAGAACUGGAGGAAAAAUUGAGGCAGCAAGAAAUAGAUCAGGUGAUACUGAAUCUCAAUCAGAUGUGGAAAAAGUUCCUUGAUUGCGCAUCCUCUAGUGCCACGGACUUCCUGAGCAUUGAUCACCUGGGUAUGAUUCUCGAGGUUUUGUAUCAAACAGAAUCUUGCAUCCUGAAAAGACCCUUGAUAGACCCUCUGAAAAGUGGAAAGCCAAAUCUUAUUGUUUGUCCACAAUCUGAGGUUAUCUCUACGAUGUUGACAAUUUACAUGACGGAUCCCGCGCUGCCAUUACCAACAAGAAAUGAAGUUCUUUUAUGCACAGAAAGCACUACCAAAGAAGAGGUCAGUAUUUUCUUCAGACGAGCGCUCUUCCAGAACGAAAGUGAUCCCAACGAGCGUAUAUUUUGCUUAAUGAAUGCAGACAUGCUGCAGUAUGAUGCAAGUGAGCAAUCUCUCAAAGAAGUCACGGAAUAUGUGAAGUCCGCCAAAGGAGACUAUAAGCUAGUCAUCAUCUGUGGAAGCGAAAAUGAAUAUAAAUCACCGAUGAUAUCAGCACUGGAUCGAUUCCGGGCACCAAAGAUAGCACCAGCUACAACUGCGAAAAUUCAGGAAUAUUUGAGGAGGAAAUGUUCUCUGGAAAAUACCUCGGAUGCAGCUGCUGCAGUGGAUCCCUCGGGAUGUUGCGUGCGUGCUGUGAAGUCAGAACGAGCAGGAAUGGGAAAAACUUUAUACAAAACCCGAAUGGUGGAGAGACUUUUGGAGAAUCAUCCAAUUGGAACCGGGGAAGAUUUUCCUCUGUCGAUCACAAUACCCAUGAGCCAAGAGAAAGUUGAUGUCUCGGAAGUUUCAAAAAAAUUCCUCAACUGUACCCCAGCAGAUGACCUUUUGUAUCCAAGAAUCAUCCAUAUUGAUAUUGCAUAUGGGGUUGAGAAAUUUGUGGGUACCAUACUUUUCAAUAUCCUUAUCCUGGGAAGUAUAGUUGAUGAAAGUGGAUAUGUGUUUCACAGAUCAGAGAAGGACUUGUACAUCAUCGAAACAACUCUUCAUAACGAAUCUGAACAAGACAAAUGCUUCAUUUCAUCUUUGCAACUGCUGAACAUUCUUCCGAGUGUGACAUGCAUCUCGCCCGAGGACACUCUUGGAAGUCAGAAUGAAGAUGCCCAGAUAGUUGGUUUUGACUGUCAGAACUUCCAGUCGGAUGAGUAUCAAAGACCUCUUCACUACUUAACGAACUACGAUGAUAAAUCUAGAAACAUACCCGUUUUCAAUACACACAGAAAGGAGGAAGAUAUGAAAAAAUGUCUGCGUGUUUUGAUACGACAUUGUUGCGUGACAAAUCCAUCGUGGGCAGAGCUGAGAAAUUUUGUACAUUUUCUGAAUACUCAGCUGAAGGAUUUUGAGAAAUCGGUUUACUGUGGAGCAGCACUCUCACAGGAUCUCCCAGGGUUUCCCAGUUUUGUUCUUCGAUUUUUGAUUCAAAUGUCAAAGGACUUUUCAACGAGGUCACUGGACAUCAGUGAAGGGAAAACAAACUCUGAUGAGGACGAUGAUUUGGAUGAAGCAGAUGACGAUGAUAUUGGACAGUUUCAGAUGCGACGAAGAUGGGAAACAAGCGCCCAUCCUUACCUGUUUUUCAAUCCGGAUCAACACACCAUGACUUUCAUUGGUUUCAAUAUCGACAAAUUUCACAGAAAUCUUGUUGAUCAGCAAACAGGAUCAAUUCUAGAGCAAAACAUAAUGAGCUCCCAGCUUUGGGAGGCUCUAAGACGAAACCACGUCCCUCUACAGGAAAAUUUCGAUGACUUAAGCAGACAUCAGAAAAUUGAGAGACUCUGCAGAGUGAUUGGCAAUGACAUGCCACAGGACCCAGAUGAAACGUACGAAUUGACAACCGAUAACGUCAAGAAAAUGUUGGCAAUAUACAUGCGUUUCAGAUGUAAUAUUCCGGUGAUUGUCAUGGGAGAAACUGGCUGUGGGAAGACAUGUUUGAUCAAGUUUCUCUGCUUGCUGCAGUGCCGUGCUGGAUUAGAGAACCAGAUGAAUACAAUGACUCUAAUGAAGGUGCAUGGAGGGACAAAGAAGAAACAUAUUAUAGAGAAAGUGAAACAGGCAGAGUCGCUUGCACAGGACAACUGUGAGAAAUUUGGGAAACACAUCAUAACUGUUCUUUUCUUUGACGAAGCUAAUACAACAGAAGCAGUUGGAUGCAUUAAAGAAAUCAUGUGCGACGGAACAAUCGACGGAGAACCGCUGGCCAUAAAUACUAACCUUAAACUGGUGGCAGCUUGUAAUCCUUACAGAAAACAUUCCGAGGAAAUGAUAGAAAGAUUAGAGAGAGCCGGUCUUGGUUACCAUGUAAAUGCUCAUGAAACUGACGACAAGCUGGGUCGAAUACCAAUGAGACAUCUUGUGUAUCGGGUGCAACCACUUCCUCAAAGCAUGCUGCCAUUAGUUUGGGAUUUUGGACAACUAGACAACAACGUUGAAAAGUUGUACAUUGUGCAGAUGGUUCAAAGAUGUGUACGAAAUGGAACUCUCCCGUACAUAAACAGGCAGGCAAUUCAUACCGUUAGCAAUAUUCUUGUUGCAUCACAGGACUUUAUGAGGAAACAAAAGGAUGAGUGUAGUUUUGUAAGCCUGCGAGAUGUGGAGAGGACAUUGAAAGUCUUUGGAUGGCUGUAUAAACAGAAUGAAAUAUUCACUGCCAUGGAUCAGCUCGAUGAUGAUGAUGAUGAUGAGAUGUCUGAAGAGGAGGAAGACUUUCAAAGUCCCCAUUCACAAGAUAUUUCUCGGCUGACAAAAUCUCUUUUGCUGGCUCUUGGUGUCUGUUACCACUCCUCCUUAAAAUCAAGAGAAGAAUACAGAGAAUAUAUGGUGGAGUAUUUUGAAUCACCAUUCAAAUUAUCCGGCGGACAAAAACAAAUGGAGAGAGAAAUAACAAGGUGUCAGAUGUCCUUUUUGCAAAACGUGAAGCUGAAUGAAAAUAUUGCAAAAAACCUUGCUCUCAGAGAAAACUUUUUCAUGAUGGUGGUUUGUGUGGAACUUAGAAUUCCUCUGUUUCUUGUCGGAAAACCGGGCAGUUCAAAAUCUCUUUCAAAAACUAUCCUCGACCACAACAUGCAGGGACGAGAUUCACAGUCUCACCUUUUCAGAAGUUUGAAACAAGUGCAGCUUAUUUCCUUCCAAUGCAGCCCCCUGGCCACUGCAGAUGGAAUUUUAAAGACUUUCAAACAAGCCAGCAGUUUCCAGCGGAGUAAAGACCUGGACAAGUUUGUGUCGGUGGUGGUGUUAGAUGAAGUUGGCCUGGCUGAGGAUUCUCCAAGAAUGCCACUGAAGGCUUUGCAUCCCCUCCUAGAAGAUGGCUGCCCAGACGAUGAGGAAUUCGAAGAUUACAAAAAGGUUUCUUUUAUCGGAAUAUCAAACUGGGCCCUUGAUCCAGCCAAGAUGAAUCGAGGAAUAUUGGUGCAGAGAGAGGUCCCUAAUGAACCUGAUCUUGUGGAAAGUGCAAGGGGAAUUUGCCAAUAUGAUGAGGAAAUAUACCCACUCAUAGAAAACUUGGUUCCUCCCUUGGCAAAAGGAUACCUCCAUGUUUUUGAAAAGGCAUGUGAAAGUGAAGCGCUAUUUGGAAACACAUCAGAGGACCAUUUGAAAGCCAGAGAAUUUUUUGGAUUGCGAGAUUUUUACAGUCUUGUGAAAAUGAUUUGUGCCAUUGCCUCAAAAAGCCAUCGAAGUCCGAAUGAACAGGAAUUGGCAACUGCUAUCAAGCGAAACUUUGGAGGUCUUGAGGGACUUGAUCCUGUUCAGGACUUUGGAGAAUUUUUACCAACUUUAUUGGAAACAAGGCAUAUGUUCCAGAAUUUCGAAACUGACACCGCAUUGCUGCGUGAAUGCUUGAAAUACGACGAAAACAAAAUGGAAUCAAGAUACAUUCUGCUGUUGACGGAAAACUACGGGGCAUUAAAUCUGCUUCACCAGCUGAUGGGCAACGAAAGAAACACUCAUGUUAUAUUUGGAUCAAGUUUUCCAAGAGAUCAAGAAUACAUAGAAAUCUGCAGAAAUAUCAACCGAAUCAAAGUCUUCAUGGAAACAGGAAAGACGGUCGUUUUGUUGAAUUUGGAAAAUUUGUACGAGAGCUUAUACGAUGCUCUAAAUCAGUAUUACAUGGAGAGCGGACCAGAUAGAUACAUUGACCUUGGCCUCGGAACCCACCGGGUGAAGUGCAAAGUUGACAAGGAAUUCAGAUUGAUAGUUGUAGCAGAAAAGAGGAUUGUUUACAGAGAGUUUCCUAUCCCACUGAUAAACAGACUGGAGAAACAUUUCUUGACAAUGGAAGGAAUGCUCACAGAAACACAGUUAAAGCUUUCCAGAGACCUGGAACAAUGGGCGAAAGAGUUUUCCAAUAACUCCGACAGGAACGUCCGACUGGAAGAAGUUUUCAUUGGUUACAACAAGGAUACAGCGGCCGGUGUUAUUCUGAAAGCAUGGGACGUGUGCAGCAAGCAGAAUUUGGACAUCGAUUUUACGUUCCGAAAGAGUGUGAUGGAGAAGGCAAAGGACAUUCUGUUGUGGGGAAGCACGCCAGAUGCUGUUUUAAGGCUUGUGAACUCGACCUUGCAAAUACUUGCGAAUGAAUAUUACCAGAAGUACUUCAGGGAUCAAUGUCAUGAAAGCUUGUGUGAUUUCCUAAAGUACAGGCACGAGAACGAGCAAUUUGGAGGAAAUUUUAUACAGAUCACAACACAUUCUAAACUUCUGUCAGUAGAAGACAAAAGAAUAAUCGAAAGGAACUUGCCAUUUUUGUCUGGAAAAAUUUCCCUCCUCUCCUUGCAGGCAUUUGACACUGAACAUCAAUUCUCAUGUCAGAUACGGGAUACGUCCGAGAAGGGAAAUAAGCUGUUACUUGUACAGUGUGAUACCGGAGGAGAAAAUUCUAAUUUGGUUGAAUGUGCCAGAUACUGUGUUCAGAGAGAGAUCCAGAGCAAUGACUGGGAUGUGUGUGUCGUUUUCCUUGUGCACUUGUCGAGAGUUAGCAAGACCUUCUUCUCUGGAUUCCAGACAGGAUUAUGGACUUCUGUGCACAUUGAUGAACUACGAUCCACAUCACUGCCGUGCAUACAUGAUCUCAUGACAAAGACUAUUUCCUCCAUACUUUUGGAAAGUUUGUGCUCUAGAGAAAACUUUGCUGAGGUGACUGAAGAUGAAACUGUCCAACCAAUCAUUCAACAGGAGCAUCAGCUAAACUUGAGAACAAUCCUAUUUAACUGCAUACACCCGGCAUUAGCGAGUAUAAAAGAACUCGACGACGGAGAGGGAAGAGCCAUUGGAAGAAUAAAAUUCAUUUUCAAGGAGCUCAACCAAAAUAAGCAGCUACUGGAAGGUCAUUUUCCACAUGGACUUAUGAAGCACAUUGUGUCAAUUUUAUCAAAACACGACAAGGAGAAAAUGCAUCCUGGUGACACCUGGAUUCAUUCCGAGGCUGCCACUCCUGCCAACGUCAAUAAAACUGGAACAUUACGAUCUAGUUGUCAGAAGGUGAUUGAAGAAAAGAUAAUACCACUGCUGGCCAAAAUCGUGGCAUAUGUGGACACAGAUAACAACCUUUCCCUGCUGGAAAGCGCUGAUGAGGAGACGAAUUGGGUGACAAAUCUCUGGCUUGGGAUUUUCACCUCCAUUGAUGUGGAAGCUGUAAACAAAGUGAAAGUCCCCCGGAUGCAGAGUACUGGAGCGGGACAUCCCUUCACUGCCAAAUUGCCGUUUUCAUGGUUGAUAUAUGAAACGGUUGAGAAAUUUCUCAUUGUCACCUCAGAAAAUGAAAUAGGUAAAACAGCAGAACAAUUGUUUAUGGAGUCGGCUAUAGGAAUCUGCAUUAUGCAACAUGUAGACCCAGGAAAUAUGGCUGAAGCAACACGAUUGUACAUGUCCGAUUUUGUCCACAUCUCCCACAAGACACAUAGUGACAAAGAGGAAAUGAUAGUUUGUGAAGCCAUUCACGUCUGCUUCGAGGAAGGCAUGGUUGGAAAAGAGGACCAUUUUGCAAGCCGAAUUCUUUGCAUCCAUGAUUCUUUUCGGAAAAUCAAACCCAAACUUGAGACAUUUUCAGAAGUUUUGUGCCUUGUUUCAUGUUCAAACGAUGCCUUUUUCCAGAAAGUUCAAAGUGAUUGCAAGGAACUAGAUAUUGCAGCGGUCAGAUAUUUACUGGACACUAUGGAACCAAAUGAAAUGGCCAUAGAUACUGCGGAGGGACAGGCCAUUUGGAUACAGAAUGUUCAGCGAUAUCGCCCUGUGAUUGAACGGUUACUUCAUGGAUGUGACAAAGAGCAAACAGCACAUCGUAGCAGAUUAAUGGCAGUUAUCAGAGCAAAGUGGACAAAGGUUGUCGUUUUAAAACUCUUCAUCCAGAACCUCUGCGUUGACACAUCUCGUGAGAAGUUGAUGACACAGACAUGCAAAAUUCUGUGGAAGAUCAUGGGAGACAGUACCAAUUUUAAGGAAAAAGCUACUUUAGACAAAUUGGAGAAAUUCUUGAAAGCAUCUAACAGUAAAGCUAUGACAGAGUUCUUAGGGAAAUUUGGUAAAUGCAACCACUGCGGAAAAUCGUUUGAUACGUCUCCUCCGGUUGUACUACCAUGUGAUCACAGAAUAUGCAGGGAAGAAUGUUUCAGCGUGAUUAAUGCGUUACCAGAAGCGGAUAAAGCUUGUCCCGUCAAUAAAUGCUCCCGAACUAUACCAGAAGAAUUUGAUGAAAAUGAGACUCCAGAGAAGCAGAAAAAACAGAUGAAGCUAUUUACAGAGUACCAAGAGAAAUGCAAUAAAUUCUACUUGCACGUUGUAUCCCAGUUGUGCUUUGAAGGUUCCUCCCCACCCUCGGAAGAUGUUUGUCAGCGUCUGCUUCAGCUUGUAAUGCACAAAAAAGAAGUACCCCAGUUAAACAUGACCAUCAUAAGGACCCGAAAGAUGACGAUAUUUGAAACAGUGGUGGAUACCACGCCUGUUUUUCGGUCAUUCCUUUUACAGCUGCUGAUCCGAACAAAUGAGGAAAUAGUUUUCCAACAUCUAGAGGAAUUUCUGACAGAAGCCAAUGCAAUAUUUCAACAAAGUGGAAGCACAAAUCAUGCACUAGAGCUGUGUCUGAUGUUGAAUCAGUGUAUUGAGGAUUCCCUGCUGGAGCGGUUAUUCCAUCUGAAUCAUGACCGUGAGAAAGAACUAGAAUAUGUAGACACUCUGCUGUCAAAUGCGAUAGCGAACUUGCAGAGUAGUUCUGGAGUUAUCGACAAAAUCCGUAGCAUAGCAACAGCAAGAGCUUGUCUCCAAAUUACCGCAAAAUAUUUGAAGGAAUGUUUUUCUUCAAAGUCUAAAACCGACAACAGAGUGUAUGCAGGGAUAUUCCGGAAGGCUAGCACGCUGUGUCAGUUACCAGUUCAGCACAUUAGACUUUUUCUUCUCACUCACAUAUGUCGAUCUUAUGGUCUGGACUUGUACCAAUGUCUCCUGAGGUCGAAUGAAGCAUGGUUGUUUUCCUGUGAUGAAGCUAAAAACCUGAUGGAAAAAUGCCCGGACUACUGCAUUGUACUGGGAGACACCUACACAGAAACAAGAGAGCAUGUCGCUGAGUCAUUGUUGGUGAAGAAGGACCGUAUUGAUCUAAAGAUAAGGGAACGUUCUGUUUCCGUGCAGAUUUGCUAUCUCCUUGCACUGUUGAAGGAAGUGAAAUUCAGAGACAUUGUCUCAGAUGUAGGAAUCGAUAUGACUAGUCAAUUCAUCGAGGGCCUCAAAAGAGAGUUCAUAAGACAAAACAUGCAGGUUGUGCUGUCAUUUUUGGAUGGAAUACUUGAAGAUUCAUUCGCCAAAUCUUGCAAGCAAUUUGGAAUUGGACACCACAGGAAUAUUAGAGAUCAAGGGAUUAUUGUGUUACUGCUCCAUUUCAUGAUGAUUCUUAAAACUUUAUCUGCCAAUGAAAUCCUGCAGCCAUUGAUUCAUCUGGCCACACAGCCCCGAGCAAUGAAGGGCUCAUUUCUACCCACAAUGCCAGAGGAAUGUUUGUCACUGGAAAUCAAGGCAGAACUACAGAGAAUGGAAGAAUUGGCCAAUAAGCACAAUCACACAGUCACGUGGUACAGAUGCCCCAAUGGCCACCCAUAUGCUGUUGGUGAUUGUGGAAAUCCCACUCAGCUUGGCCGUUGUUAUCAAUGUAAGGCGGAGAUAGGUGGUGAGUCCGCGAAGCUGAAAGGGGACAACGUCAGAGACGCAGGAAGUGACUUCAGUCAGCCUGGACAUCUCUUGGGGUCACCUGAGGGACGUGCCACACAAGCUUUCUCAGAAAGGACGCUAUCGCCAUCUUCAAAUGCAUUGCUGCGCUUGAUUACACACAUGGCAAUGUUCAUUGGAGCCAAUGACCAUAUAGACGAUAUAUGUAGCCUCGUACAGCCUGCCAUCCCAACUGGAAUAGUGCCUGAUUUUCUUUGGGAACACAUCAACAAGGACAUUGAUACAAUAGGAAGUGCUUUAGACUGCAGUGUAGAUGAAGUGUUUAUGUUUCUGCAUUCUGUGAUACAUUCUUUUGUGGAAUCUGACACCUCAUAUUCAGGCCUUGUAAGAAGAGUUAGUUUAAACAACAUGUAUAGUUUGUCCACAAAGGAAGGUCGACAGAAGUGGGAGAGAGAUAUCGAUGCGAAAUUCCUCACAAGGAAACUACAGACACAUCAAGAAUUUUUUGAGCAUUGUGGUGAAAUUUUGUCAAAUGACAAGAGUAUAGGAUCAGAUCCGUUUUUGAAAUUAGUAUACAGAAAAGAAAGGGUCCCCGAAAAUGCAUUUUCGACUUCGGACUUGCAGCUUUCUUCAUCCAUGUGGCAGUACAGGAUGAGAGUUUCUUUUGAGCACUUCGCUCAUGAGUUCCAUGCACAGAAAGACAGACGCUUCAUGUUCCACAAUCCCUACCUUGUUUUGGACACAUUUUUACAACAGGAAUGUUAUCUCCGUUACAUAUGCCACAUUCCAAACGUUCUUCUGAUGCAAAAGUUGCUGAUAACCAAGUUUGGAAAGCAAUUCACACGAGAAGAGGCAGACAAAAUUACAAUGCGAGACUGCAUCGCCCAGUAUGAAAAUGAUCCCUCACAGGAGAACAUCGUUCAGGGAUUUUCAUCAUUCUGUGAACUCUGGAACAAUGCUAGACAUUUGUAUGCAUUCACCUUGUUUUGUGGAGGAAACGAAGAACUUCAGAACCUUCUUCAGCGUAAUCUCGAUACAGAAACAGACAGUGUUAGAGUUGUCUUGCCAGACACUCAAGGAAUUGGGAAAUGUUCUCGGAUUUUACUUGAAUUUUUUAUCGGAAAGCAGAAUGACUUUUUGACAGCCUGUGGAUCCACAAUUGAUCCAAGAUUUGACAGGUCCCAGAAACUGACUGUUGACAACCUAACAUCCAUGCAUUUUAUAAGUUUCAAGAGGGAAACGGAUAUUUUCCCAAUCAUAUUGGCCAACUGUAAUUACACAUAUAUGCCAGAUGAAAGCACAAAAUUGGAGUAUGAUUUGGAAAACAUACAGGCUGUUUUACAAGACAGGAUACUGUUUGGAAAACUCACUAUUGACACAAGCAAAGGAUUCCCGGUGAUGAUGUACAAAGCCGAUGCCUCAGUAUCGCAGAAAUUUUCCUCCCUCACAACAAGGAUUCCACAGGAGGCUUUAAAUAGAGCUAUUCAAAGCGAGAUUGCACUGGAAUUUUCGGAUCUACCAGAACUGUAUGAGACAAUAGGCAACAUAGACACUGUAGUGAAUUUCUUGCUGUCCGUAAAUUGCUCUGCGGACUUUUCCCUGAAUUCUUUCAUGGAGGAAACACUACAGAUGAAGCCACUGCCUAGCCAAAAGGCUGCUCAGUGUUGCAAGCUUUGCCACAUCCAGUCAUUAUGGUUUGUGCUCACCCUUGAAAAAACAAAACGUCUUCAUCACAGUGAAAAGGAUGCAUUUGAUAGUAUCAACAAAUCGAUACAAGAAACUCUGUCUGAGGAACUUGUUCAGGAACUGAACAGCUAUCUGAAUGAACUCUCUGUAGAAAAGUUACACAUCUUCCUGGAACAGCUGCUGGAGUUUAUGUUGUUCAGCUUGAAUUGUGGGGAAGGAGACAUUAGUUCUUAUCAGUACAGUUUGAUGGAGUCUCUCAUGAUCCACAUAGAUAAUCCUGUUUAUUUGGAUGUGGACUUGAAAUCCUUCCAGCCAGACGACAUUCAACGUUUACCUGCAGAUAUCCUGUCUGAGCAUUCGGUGGAAGUGUGGAAAAGAAUUCAUAGAUUUAUCCUAAGUCGAGAAUAAGUCUGAUCUAACCAACUUACAAUUGUUUGCCAAGAAUAAGUCAAAUGUUAACUACACAGCAUUAUUUUCCUGUUGACUGUUUUAUAGCUUGUUAUAAGUAUAUACAUUGUGCAAGUAGAUGCUGAAUAUAUAUUUAUAUCUCUACUAAGUUUUGUAUAAUUUUGCUAUUGAUACUAUUUGAUAUGUCUCGGUGGAUGAAGUUUUGCGGAACUUUCACACAGAUAGUGUAGGUAAUUUGCCUUACAUUGGACGUUUACCUGCAAAAAUAUAUACACAACACUUUGUGCUUUUACAUGUAAUAUUACAUCACCUCUAUUUAUAGACUACAUUCUUUGUGUUGUUUGACUGCGUCACAACUGUUUCAUUUCUGUACAAUGUAGCAUGACUGUUUAAUAUUAUCCCACUGUAUUAUGUAUAAAUGUCUUGGAUGCAUGAAGUAAUGCAUUUGUUAAUUGCUUUGACAAACAUGUACAUAGAAUUGAUAUAUAGAUUAAUUUGUCAGAUAUUCAAAAAAUCCUUGGCCAAAAGUAAGUUCCAAACAGAAACUUAAUUGUUAUAAAAUUUCAUAUAUAUUAAACCAGAUUUUUUUCUUCAAAUAACCCUCGUAAGUGAUUUGUGGCUCAUUAUAUCAUAUGGAAUAAAUCAAACACCAUUUAGUUUUAAAAUCAUUGAACAAACUACUGCAGGGUCCAGUUCCAGUGAAACAACAUUUUUCUGCAGAAGUUGGUCGUAAAAUUUCAAAAAAUGAAGUAAGCAGUGGACCCCUAGAUUAAUGGUUUUGAUACUUUGCAAAACGGUUGCUGCAGUGUAUGUGUGAAAUAUAUAUGUAUAGCUCGGGACUUUUUUACACAAGAACUUGCUUUUGCCACUAUGUAUACUCCGCACAUGGUUGAAAUAUAAGGCAGUCCUUUGUGUUGCAAAUUGCUGAAUUAAGAUCUAGACUGUUGUAUACAGUAUGUUAGUAGGAAGAAAGACUCAACCACGUUUUACAAACCAACUUCCGACUAAGACUGAAUUCGUCUUUUGCAUCAUUAUUUACAUUGAUUAAAUUAUGAUUUUAAUGUGAAUAAGAAGUUAGUUUUGUAAUUGUAUGUAAAUAUAAUCUCACAAAAUUGAAGUUGACGAGUUUUUAGAACUAUAUGUAACAUUUUCAGUCAUAGUUGUAAGUUCUAAUGUAAAACAGGGCCAUGUGGUCUUUAAGGAGGUGCGUACUCUGUGGUUAUAACAAGUUCUAGAGUAUAUAUUGGGGUACGUUUUGUCAAACUGUGUGUUUUAAUUAUAUUCUGAAAUUUACUUUUAUAUUAUAUGACUAAUGUAUGUCACUUUAAGAUGUAUGAUUUGCUGUGCAUGUUUUCUAUAGCUAGCUUUUGGCAGGGGACAAUAAAUUGGUGAAAAUAUAGUACACUAAAUACAAUAAAUGUUUUUACUUGGCAAUUACCAGUAUCUGUCGUGUACAAUAUAUGUUUAUAAACUUUUGUUACAGACGUGCAUCAUAUUUUGCUUUGUUGUAAAAUAAACUCUGAAUUUUUUA